AUGAAUGGGACUGUGUCCGCAUUAUUGGCGGUCGCUGGCUGCUUAGUUGCAUCAGUCAACUUUGUGCAGCCAGUUGGCGCCGACCUUUACGUCCCCGAUCCUCCAUUGUGUGAGCAACUCACGGAGGAGACCUAUGAGCCGUUCCUGCGUAGCACGGACAAGACUGCUAUCGUCUUUUCGUACCCUUCCGCUGCGGUGUUCGGACCGGGCAGCACUGUAGAGAUUGCUGUGGUGAGCAAGAUCCUUGAAGGAAACUCCAUGUGCAAAUUUGGCAUGUACCAAGUCAACCUCACCCUCAGCUCCCCUGUCGAGGCCAUGAAAACGUCCCUCAGCUACAUGAAGAACGGAGAGCUCAUCACAAUGCCAACUGAGCCGAAGAGGAUCGCGGAUAUUAUGGCCUGGAUCACGCAGCAAAGGAUUUGUGAAAUGCGUCUGCCCUCCGUGGAGUCUUCACGCUACUACCUUAGGGCCAUCGAGAGCGGGCACGUUAACACCUUGCUGGUCAUGGCCGAGGGGCACUACGAUGCGGAGUUGGAGAAGAAAGUGUACGACACUUUGCUGAGCACUGGGUUGAAGUCACCGUUCAUGGUUGCCGAUCGCAACGACAUCAUCCAGUACAUCUACAGGCUGCACACCCUGAGUGAGGACACCAUGAGGCCCGUGGGAGUCGUGGUCACGCGUAACAACCUCACACAGCACCCGAUCAAGAUCUUCUGGAAGGACAUCCACAACAUGGACGCCCUCAGACAGUUCUUGUUCCGCGAGCUCAUCCCUCCCGUCCACGGCACCCAUUCCUACAUGCUUGACGAGGUGCUGGCCACGAACAAGACUAUGGUAUACAUCUACACCAAGGAGGAGCUGAUCGAGAUGCAGUAUGUGAUCGACGUGAACUGGCUGAACAAAUUCGCGCGCAAGCACAGCGACAGAUUUGUGUUCAUACACUCAAAGGGUGACGAGGCGGUAGAGAAGCGCCUGAACCAGCUUCUGGUCAUCGACAGCGACUACGUGCAGACGGCUGUGCGUGCGUUUGAGCUGCACCCGGAGAGAGGAGAGUUCGUCAAGUACAAGCCAAUUGACAUGCCAGAUGGUAUUAUAACCCAAGUGAAACUCAUGAACUUCGUCAACGACCUCCGCAAUGGUAAAAUCAGGCAUUUCGUAAAGUCUGAGAUGGCCGUUCCUGAGAACAUCGACGUUGGACACGUCAAAACUAUUGUGGGAGAAGACUUCCACAGGCGCGUGAUUGAAUCCGACGCUGACGUGCUGAUCGUGUUCUUCUCGCCAUGGUGUGGACACUGCCACCACGCUAAGCGCAUCUUCCGCGACCUGGGGAGGCGCCUGAAAAAGGACAAGUCCGUGAUGAUUGCGAAGUUCGACGCGUUCAACAACGAGGUGGAAAACAUGUCGUUUUCGGAGUACCCCACGAUCAUGCUCUUCCCGCACGGCGCGAAGGACGAGCCCAUCCGGUACACCGGCGAAAUAUCACUUCAGGCCCUCGCCCUCUUCCUCGAGAACGAGUGCAAGAAGCGCUUCAUCAACGCAGCGGAGGUCCUCGAACGUGAGGUUCACCAGGAACGCCUUUUCGAAGAGCACGACGAACUGUAA
Babesia ovata is the source of this 1602-nucleotide messenger RNA. Its product is annotated as disulfide isomerase. NCBI's taxonomy places the organism in Eukaryota, Apicomplexa, Aconoidasida, Piroplasmida, Babesiidae. Gene Ontology annotation, biological process: response to endoplasmic reticulum stress; protein folding. The transcript has 7 exons. Gene Ontology annotation, molecular function: protein disulfide isomerase activity. The record is from RefSeq and is a predicted model, not a curated record. Gene Ontology annotation, cellular component: endoplasmic reticulum. The coding region runs from base 1 to 1602 and encodes 533 amino acids.